UUAUCUCACCGCAUAUACAACAUUUCGUAUUCCUAUUUUAUCCUUCUCUCCAAAAACAACACAUCAAAUUCUCCGUUUAGUUUUCCGAUGACGGCAACACUCAGCCUCACCGUUCUUCCCUCCGUCAGGCCAUUUCGCUUCGCCGACGACUGCUCCACUUCCGUCAGGUUUCACCGUAAGCUGAGUUCUGUUUGCGCAAAUCGGCGCCGUGUUUCAAUCAGAGCCGUUGCGGCGGUAGUCGAUACGCGGCGGCCGGCGACGAGUCUCUACGAGGUACUACGACUGAAACCAGGCGCAUCUAUGACGGAAAUUAAAUCAGCGUACCGGAGUCUAGCGAAGGUUUACCAUCCCGAUACGGCGGCGCGGCGGUUGCCGGAGUGUGACGACGGAGACUUCAUUGAGAUACGCAACGCUUACGAGACUUUGUCUGAUCCAUCGGCGAGAGCGAUUUACGAUAUGUCACUGAUGGCGGCGCACGGCGGAAGGAACCGUCGGUUUACAGCGCCGGCGACGCAGAAACGGUAUUCGGGAUAUUAUACGAGCAGGAGAUGGGAAACGGACCAAUGCUGGUAGAAAGCGUUUAAUUUGCUUUGAUUAUUAACAAAAAAUUUAAACAAGAAAUGAAAACCGUUUGAAAGAAAAAAAAUUAGGAUAUUAGAAAGAGAGAGUAACGAUGUUUUAAAUUAGUAACAUUAGCUGUAGCAAAGUGAAAAACUAAACGAAAAUUAUGAUCAGUUAGUUUUUAUUUUUUGUGAGAAUGUAAAUGACUUUUUUCCCUUUAAUCAACUUAUUUUUUAUAGUUAAAUGUUAGAAAAGGAAAUUAUAUUAUGUUAUAUAGUUACAUGUCGGAAAAGAAAAUUAUAUUGUGUUUCAUUAUAAUUGUAUAAUUGAGUCGGAGACGGUUCAGUUAUUCAGAUACAUUUAUUAGUUGUAGUUAACAUUGAAGUUUCAAGAAUUAAGCUACAAUAGAUAAUAUGUUUAAUUGCA
Molecule: messenger RNA, 987 nt
Organism: Cicer arietinum (chickpea)
Lineage: Eukaryota; Viridiplantae; Streptophyta; Magnoliopsida; Fabales; Fabaceae
Product: chaperone protein dnaJ 11, chloroplastic-like
Source: RefSeq, a predicted model, not a curated record